AUGCUGUGCUUGCCUUUCUUCAGCGUGUUCGUCUUCGGUGUGCAUGCUGUGAGGCUAUCUGUUCCCCUUCUUGUCGUUCAUAAGGGAGAGGAAUCUCAAGGCACAGUCUAUCUUCUUGACGAGACGGGCCGGUCUGACGUAAUAGCAACAACCUUCAAGGGUAUUUCAGACUUUUCCACAGCAAUCGUCGAGAAAUUUGUCCCACUGCCUGAGAAUACGACUCUGGUUGAGACGUUGCCGGACCUAAAGGGCGUUUCUGAGUGCACAAACGACAACUGUCCGACGACUGGUUCAAGCUGCUAUAAGCUUCGAACUACCACCAUUGUCAGUACUAACGGUCCACAGGAGCUCCUGGAAGAGAUAAAGAAGAUAGUCAAUAGUAAGCCGGACGGUCAGGGCUGCACAGUGAUUUUCUCUGCCAAUAAGAUCAACACUACGACGACGCCUUUCAGGAAUGCGUGGGCACCUAUGGAGGCUACGAUGUUUUCAAUUACGGCUGUGAUUGUUGUGAUUCUCCUUAUCGUUGCUGUGCUUCCGAGUCUGCUCAUCAAAGAUUCUGACAUCAUGCCAGAGGCUGAUGCCAAGACAGACUAA
Giardia duodenalis is the source of this 594-nucleotide messenger RNA. RefSeq lists its product as uncharacterized. NCBI's taxonomy places the organism in Eukaryota, Fornicata, Diplomonadida, Hexamitidae. The transcript has a single exon. The record is from RefSeq and is a predicted model, not a curated record. Bases 1 to 594 code for a protein of 197 amino acids.